ACAGAUACCCCCAAAAAACUACUUAAGUAGUACUUAAAAGUAUUUUUACUUAAGUACUUUACACCACUGGCAAAGAUUGACCAAUCCAAAGCUAGAAUCAUGAAAAAGGGUUAACAACAAUGACACUGGAACUUGGAAGACCUGCAUGGUCUAUCUGGAGUCAUUUAAAUGAUAGUGUGUUUGAGUGAGUUGGACAGACAGCUCAAGGUGAAUACUUUCCAAGGCAGAGAAAAAGGGGCCCACUGACAUAGAAAUAGAAUGACUAGAACGGAUAAUCCCCUCAGACCACAGCAAUUUGACUGCACCCUCAUGGGUACACCCAAUAUGGCUCAUUGAAUGGGUCAUGUCUGUUCUAGUGAUUCUAUUUCUAUGGACACAACACUAUCCACUAUGCUCUGGCACCUGACCUUGUGACACUAGAGAGGCAUAUGAUUGUUAAAGAGGGCCAGGUGCCUGUGUCUUAAAUCACACUGCUGCUACAGAGGUAUGGUAUGUAUGAGACAGGCCAUUCUAUAAACAGAGGAAGAGAGACACAAGCAGAAAGACACAAGAGAAUGAGAGUAGCCUAUACUGAUUUAAGAUUCACUGACACAGGACUGAAAGUCUUUGGUUUAUUACAACUUCCCUUGGCUGCAUCGUUAGCCAAGCUCUUCGUCAUUGGUAUAACUGAUAAUCUCGCUUAGAAUAAGACCUUGGAGAUGAAGACCCAGGAUCAGGUGUGUGCUACUGUGCUUCAAAAGAGAGAAUUUGGUGGAAUCCAUCUUGGCUCUUUUUUUUGUAUUUCUGAAACUUUCUCUCCCCAGGAGAUGCUGUUGAAGCACCAGGAAUGUCUGAAGAGGCAAAGAGAAGCGGUGAAGUUCAGAAUUAAGAAACUAAGCGCAAAGCAAACUGAAAUCACUAAAAAGUCAUCAGCGAUGAGGGAGAGUAUAAGGAAGAAGUAUGAGGACAUCCAGAGGGUUCUGGAUGAGGACCUGAGGAUGACUCUAACCCAGCUAGAGAUGGAGGAGAGAGCUGCAGUCACAGCCCUGGAGGACCUGAUGGAGAAGAACUGUACCAUCAUUCAGGAGAUAGAGCAGGAUCUGGCCAGGCUCACUUCUGAGCUGGCCCAGAAGGACAUUCUACUGCCUUAUUCAAUGGACACUGAGAUAGUAGGCAGAGUGAUGGAUCUGCUGAGCAGGACAGACCCCAGCAAAGUGAACUUGGAUGAGCCUAAAGCUGACCAGAUCCUCAGCCUCACCAACAACAUGCUGCUACUCAUCCGCUCCCAGACCCCCAUCACCAAGAGACUCAUCAGGAGCUAUUCCACAGAGGUUUCCCUGGACCCAGAGACAGCGCACCCCAAGCUGAUCAUCUCCCCGCGCGGUGACAGUGUCACCUACACAGACACCUGGCAGGAACUACCAGAGCUCCCGGGCCGCUUUGACACCACCCUCAACGUGAUCAGCCUGCAGGGCUUCAGCUCCGGGCGUCACUACUGGGAGAUAGAUGUGGCUGGGAAGACUUACUGGGAGCUGGGCCUCACCUACCCCACCAUCUCCCGCAAGGGCCGCGCCGAGGACUGCUGGCUGGGCCGUGGCUCUGACUCCUGGGCUGUGGAGUUCUUUGAUGGGGAGUACACAGCCUGGCACGGUGGGGUGCCCCACCAGCUGCCUGUCACAAAGCACUUCAGCCAUAUUGGGGUCCUAUGUAGUUUCCCAGCGGGCCUGGUGUCUUUCCUGGGGGCGGACAACAUGACCCCUCUGUUCUCGUUCUGCGCAGGGGCGUUCAGGGACUGUCUCCACCUGGCGUUGUGCUCAGGUCACGACCACAAUGGUACAAACGCCAAACCCAUUGUGAUCUGUAACGCACCUCCACCUCCUAGUGUUUUCCAGAAUGCCCAGAAAUGCUGACUCUGCUCCUUAUGAUGCUCCUACUGACUCUAUUCUUAAAGAUUUUGUCAAAUUUCUCAUGUUGCUGCUCUUUUAUCUAUUCAAGUACUUAAAUAUGCAUUCUGUAAUCUAUUAAUGACUGUAUUUAAGGUGCUGUUUUGAAAUAUAACGGGAGGAUCAAGAUCGUUUUAAAUGUAUUGUGGUUCCAGUUUUAGAGACAUCCUUAACUUUCUAACAAAAGUAUUAGUGGUUUUAGCUAUAUAUUUUUUUGCUGCUCUGUAAACCACACAGGGCCACAGAAGGAAGAUGUUUGGCCUAAAAUGCACUUCAUGCCCCUGGAGAGUAGCCUACACAGCUAACAUGUGAUGUGAAUCCAAAGUCUACACUCAAACAAACAACAAUCUCUCUUUGUAAAUAGGAUCUCUGAGCCCCAAUGGUAAUAUCCAAUAGUAGAUGACUAGUCCUAUGUGCUAAUUAUAUUUUAACAAACAAUCUAGUUCAGUCGCGCCUGUAUUGAUGAAUCACUUACCAUUAG
Messenger RNA from Coregonus clupeaformis (lake whitefish), 2403 nucleotides. Its product is annotated as E3 ubiquitin-protein ligase TRIM21. Gene Ontology annotation, molecular function: protein binding. The record is from RefSeq and is a predicted model, not a curated record. The coding region runs from base 699 to 1889 and encodes 396 amino acids. The transcript is spliced from 5 exons. Lineage: Eukaryota; Metazoa; Chordata; Actinopteri; Salmoniformes; Salmonidae.